UAUUGUGUGUAUAUUGUAUAUAUAUCUAAUAUAUAUGUGUGUAUACAUAUAUGCAUGUCUUUGAUGACAAAUUGAUAAUUACAAUCAGUAUCAGGUUUCGGUUGACAGCUAUAUAUUAAUGAGUGUUUAGAAACAGAAAUCUUAACUGACUUCAUUUGCUUCUACACUUGGAAUGGAGUUUUGGACGCUGACAAGAAAGAAAAGGACAAAGCAGUUGGCACUACCUCUGCAGAUUUAUCCCGCCAUCUCAAAGUGGGUGUAGCCUUAUUCCUCAGAACCAUUAUUGGAUAAGAAGUAAGCGAAUUGUGACACCAGAGGGGAUCAUUUCUGGAUCAGUUGAGAUAAAGGGAAGGAACAUUGUAUCCAUGGUUGAAGAAAAGGAUUGGCAGGGGAAUUUCAACAGCGGAGAAGUGAUUGAUUAUGGGGAUGCUGUUGUCAUGCCUGGUUUGAUUGAUGUGCAUGCACAUCUUGACGAUCCUGGAAGAGCAGAAUGGGAAGGGUUUCCUUCAGGGACUAAAGCAGCAGCUGCUGGUGGGAUAACAACAUUAAUUGACAUGCCUCUUAAUAGUUUCCCUUCUACAGUUUCCAAAGAAACUCUUAAACUCAAGAUCGAGGCUGCUGAAAGGAGGAUUUAUGUUGAUGUUGGUUUCUGGGGAGGUCUAGUCCCUGAAAAUGCAUUUAAUUCAAGUGCUCUAGAGGAUCUUCUAAAGGCUGGUGCUCUUGGUUUGAAGUCUUUUAUGUGUCCUUCAGGGAUCAACGACUUUCCCAUGACAAAUGCGAGCCAUAUCAAGGAAGGACUGUCUAUAUUGGCCAAGUACAGAAGACCUUUACUUGUACAUGCAGAGAAACAACAAGAACACGAAGGAUACUUGGACCUUGACGCUCGGUCGUAUUCAACAUAUCUCAAGUCUAGGCCUGCUUCAUGGGAAGAAGCAGCUAUUAGAGAGCUCUUAACAGUAUCAAAAGACACGAGAACUGGUGGUCCCGCUGAGGGAGCUCAUCUUCAUGUUGUUCAUCUGUCUGAUGCAAAAACUUCUUUAGAUCUUAUUAAGGAAGCAAAAAGUAGUGGCGAUAGCAUUACUGUUGAAACUUGUCCCCAUUACUUAGCCUUCUCAGCAGAAGAAAUUAAAGAUGGAGAUACUCGUUUUAAGUGUUCUCCUCCAAUCCGUGAUUCAGCCAAUAAAGAAAGACUGUGGGAGGCUUUGAUGGAUGGACAAAUUGACAUGUUAAGCUCUGAUCAUUCACCAACUGUGCCAGAACUCAAACUCCUCGACGAAGGUAAUUUUUUGAAGGCAUGGGGCGGCAUAUCUUCUCUGCAGUUUGUUCUCCCUGUGACAUGGUCAUAUGGGCGUAAAUAUGGAAUCACUUUGGAACAGUUAACUUCAUGGUGGAGUGAGAAGCCUGCCAAACUUGCUGGCCAAGAUUUGAAGGGGACUAUUGCAAUUGGAAACCAUGCAGAUAUUGUUGUAUGGGACCCAGAAGCCGAGUUUGACCUGAAUGAGGAUCAUCCUGUAUACAUUAAGCAUCCUAGUAACUCUGCAUACUUGGGUUCAAGAAUAUCUGGUAAAGUUUUGGCAACUUUUCUUAGAGGAAACCUUGUCUUCAAAGAGGGGAAGCACGCUCCUGAUGCCUGUGGUGUUCCAAUCCUCGCAACAUGAAGAAUUGAAGUUGCAGGUUAAAGUUAAGGUGGCAGAUGCAAUACAGCAGAACAUUUGAUCACUCUCUUGGAUCAAACAGUUGAGUCAUAAGAGCAUUUUUGGAUAUAUAUAUAUAUAUAUAUAUAUAUAUAUAUAUAGGAAAACUUGUCCUGGUUGUACAUAUUUAAGAAGACAAUAACGAACUACUAAUUUGUAGAAGUCCUCAGUGGGAUAGUUGGGUUAAAUGAUAUUUUUGCCUCUAUGUCGAUUUAAUGAUAAAAAAAUAAAUAAAAAAUAACAAAAACUUAUGGCUGCUUUGUUUCUAA
This is a messenger RNA of Cornus florida, 1963 nucleotides long. RefSeq names its product allantoinase. Gene Ontology annotation, molecular function: cobalt ion binding; zinc ion binding; allantoinase activity. The record is from RefSeq and is a predicted model, not a curated record. Bases 366 to 1658 code for a protein of 430 amino acids. NCBI's taxonomy places the organism in Eukaryota, Viridiplantae, Streptophyta, Magnoliopsida, Cornales, Cornaceae. The transcript has 16 exons. Gene Ontology annotation, biological process: purine nucleobase catabolic process; allantoin catabolic process. Gene Ontology annotation, cellular component: cytoplasm.